This is a messenger RNA of Mucor mucedo, 339 nucleotides long. RefSeq lists its product as uncharacterized. The record is from RefSeq and is a predicted model, not a curated record. Lineage: Eukaryota; Fungi; Mucoromycota; Mucoromycetes; Mucorales; Mucoraceae. The transcript has 2 exons. The coding region runs from base 1 to 339 and encodes 112 amino acids.
AUGUUUACUGUGAUUGAUGACAAUCAAACUAGCGAUCAAUAUGAUGACUAUGGCCAUAAUGACAGCGGUGAUGAUAAAAAGAACAGUAUUUGGGAAGAAUGGAAGCAAUUUCUUGACGACCAGGAAAAUAUGAAUUGUUUUAUGCAACUGAGCCCCGAAAGGCAUAGAGUGAUUUGGUGUGGAAAGCUAGUUCAACGGAGAAGCUGUCUACCUUCUGAACUAUAUGACAAGCUAAACCAGAAAUUACCAUUAGUCACGAUGCAGGAUAUAAACCCAUGUCUUGCCGAGAUGUCCAACGCUGUAUUCGAUGCGGUAUGUCGUUAUCAGCGAUGGAGUUAG